AAAAAACAAAAGUUGAUGUCUCUGUUAAACAUAAAGAAGGUUCCUGUUUUACUUCUGCGUUUUUAAAGUUGCUCAGUGUAUUUAGCUGAAACCGCCGAUAUAUUAGAGAUUUUUGUCCGAACAAGUCUGAAUUUGAACGAUUUGUUGGUCUUAUUUUUGCCGGGAGUUUUCUAUGUGAAGGAAAAGCAUAGACACCCUGUGUAAAUGCUAAAGCAAAUGCUUAAAGGUCAGAUCCGUAUUUGUUCCUCCCAGGGAUUGUCUGUAAGAAGAAGGCAUAGGACGCGCUGUACCUUGGAUAGCUAACACUUUAAGAUUGCAUGAAAUGGACAAAGAUGACAACUUCUCAGAUAAACAAACAAACAUGGAUCACAGAUCAAAGAUUGCAUUUUUCGACAAGUUGGAUAUAGCCAACCAGCCUAAGAAAACAGAAACGGAGAAUCUAAGAAGAAUAUAUCGUCAAGUACAGCCAGCUACAAUGAUGGAUGAUGAGUUCCCACAAAGCUCUGGGAAAAUUGCUCAGACAAGAAGCAGGUGGUCGACAAAGGAUUUGGAAAUUUUCCAGCAUCCUAUGUGCUUGAUUGGCGCCGUAUAUGUAAAAAACCAGAAAGGACAAGUAACUAAAACACAUUUAGAAAUUCAAGAAGAAGCGCUUGAUCAAAUUUCGAAGAUAGAUUUGCCAAUAGUUGUUGUAGCCGUUGUAGGUUUGUACAGAACAGGAAAGUCUUAUCUAAUGAAUCGUUUGGCAGAAUCGAACACAGGUUUUGCAUUGGGAGACACGAUCGAAUCAAAGACAAAAGGUAUUUGGGCAUGGUGUAAAUUACAUCCAACUCAAUCGAACACUGUUCUGCUGCUUCUCGAUACUGAAGGACUCGGCGAUGUUGCAAAGGGUGACCGAAGCCAUGACAACAAGAUUUUUAUCUUGGCGACGCUACUGUGCAACUGCCUUGUUUACAACAUGAAAGGAGUUUUUGACAACGAUGCCGUCGUUAAACUCACAUUUGUAACUGAGAUGGCAAAAAGUAUAAAAUUUCGGGGGAAAGCAUCAGAAGAUAAUCAAUGGAUUGGUCAGAUACUUCCAGACUUUGUUCUAUGUUUGAGGGAUUUCAGUCUAAAAUUGAUCAGUGCUGGGAAAAAGAUAUCAGAAAAUGAGUAUCUUGAGCAAAGUCUAGCUGACAAUGAAUGUCAAGCCGAAGAGUUCAACAAACCACGAGAAUGCAUAAGAAAAUAUUUCCGAAAACGUGAGUGCUUUGCAUUCCCAGUUCCAGGUGAUGGAGAUGUUCUUGAGAAUCUCGAAACUUUGAGAUUAAGCGAUUUAUCUACCAGGUUCAAAGAGGCAACCGCCCGUUUUGUGUCAUACAUAUACAGUCUACCACCAAAGGAAUUGCUCGUUAGUACACCGGUAAAGGGACGAAUGUUUAAAGUUUUGGUAGAAGAAUACGUAACAGCUAUAAGACAAGGUGCUGUUCCCGAUGUGGAUGGCGCUUUUCUAGCUGUUGCAAAAAUUGAAAAUGAAAAAACAAAAAAAAUCGCUGUGGACAACUUUGAAAAACAACUACAAAAAACAAAACUUCCUGUUUCUAGUGAUGUUCUGAUGACGGCUUUCACAGAGGCAGAGACAGAAGCGCUAAAUUAUUUUCGAAAAAAUGUUGUACAUGAUAAAGACUUCGAAUAUGAACAUCAAGCGCAGAUCGAAAUGGAUCGCAUUUGGAAUCAAGUAAAAGAAGAAAAUGAUGUAAAGGUCAGGACAAUGAGCAGAACGAAACUGCAAGAGGCUUACGAGAAAAACAUGAAACUAAAGAUACAAAAUGACGAUUAUAAAACAGCAGGAGGCUAUCGAAAGUAUCAGUGUGAUGUCGAAAGUUUGCAGAAAGAAUAUUUCAGUUCUCUUCGUGGUUUUAAUGAAAACGAGAUAUUACGGAGUUGGCAUGAAUUUGUAACUGAUAUGAAAGAAACGGAAGCAAAGAUUGUUCAAGCUGACGAUGACUUGUCACAAAAGGAGAAAGAAGAGGAACAAAAGCGAAACGAAGAAAACACCCGGCAAUUACUAAAGAGACAAGAAGAAGCAAAUAAAGAAGAAUUUGAAAAGCAGAAAAAAGAACUAGAAGAUCAUUUCAAAACAAUAGAAAAUGAACGAAAGAAAAAGGAAGAAGCAGACGAAAAAAAGUUAGAAGAAUUGGUACAUAAGAAGAUGGAGGAAGAAGCAGCGAAAAAAGAAUUAGAAUCUUUAAGAGCAGAAAAAAAGGACAGAAAAAAGAGAGGUUUUUUAACAAGGCUAGGCGAUGCAUUAUGGAACACGUAAAGAUUAACAUUUUUUUCAAUUAAAGGCUUUAAAUCAACAAUUUAUUGUCGGUUUCCAAAAUUAUGACAUAUUUCUUUAAACACUUUUCGUUUUUAUUCAAUAACAAAAAAGUGAAGAUGCGACAAAAUUCAUAUACAUAAGUUUAGGUUUUAUGUAUAAUUACUAUUUCUGAUUCUAUUAAAAACGCCAAUUUAAUCUCACGACUAAAAUAAUUGAAUGAUUAUUAUAUUGCCUAACAUGAAUUCAUUAGUUCAUGUAGUUAUUUAGUUUAAACGAUGUUUGGUAUUAUGAUAUAAUUGUAAAUACAUAUAUUUUCAAAUGGAUACCCUAUAUCUUAAAAAAAGAAAUUCGAAUUAUAUUUUUUAUUUGCCAAAAUUACACAUGACAUAUUUUCGGAAUAGUACAUUGAAUUGACAUAUCAACUAACAAAUUAACAGUUUUACCAAAUGUUUGACACAAAUAUAAGUGUCAGUAAAGUGAAUUUGUUUUUAAUGAAAGGCCUGCAAUUCAAUUACUAGACUAGUAUUGUGCGUUGAUAGUAUUUAGGAAUAGACAUGAACAACAAACCAUGAAUGAAUUAUAGUUACAAGUAAGUUGCUUGUAAGUGUGAUAUUAAUGAUCCGAUAUUGAAUAUAAUAGCAGCUAAUAACGUGUUACAGAACAGAAAUAUCCUUUUCCAUUAGAUAAAUUUUACUCUAAAUCAUUUAGAACGUUAUCAACGCAUUUUUUGUCAAGCAGCAUUCAUUCAUAAAAAGCCUAAUGAUACAUUUCUAUAAUUUUCUUUUCAAUAUUUAAAAUACUUGUAGACUUAUCCACUUCAAAAUAGUGCAUUUAUGUCUUAACAUCCAAAUCAGAAGGAGCAGUGUUACAUGUUUCAAUUAGUUUCAAUCAGUUUCAAGUAGUGACACUAGUGGUUGUGGAUAAAUUAUUUAUAAAUUUGGACUUAUUUGUAAUUCAUUUAAAAUAUGUUUGCUUUGUAAUUUGAUUUUGAAAAAGAUAGUGUGAACGCAUAUAUGUUUUGUUUAAUAUUACAGCAUUUAUUUGAUUUACUUUUUCUAAUAUUAUGUUGUUCUUUUUAUGUUUAUGGUUGUUUUUUUAGAUUUGCCCUUGUCCGUCCGUCACCCUUUAACGUAACAAAAGUUUACAAUUUCAACUUUGUCGAGCGUACCAAAGUACCCCCAAAACAGUUUUUUUUUAUAAAUAUUGCUCUUGACUUGGUAUGAAUUUGCAAUUUCAACGUGGUUGUGCGUAGCUCAAAUAGUAUUUGACCGGGAGUCCUGAAUGCUUACAGAAAUAUUGAUCGGCAUGUGCAGUUCUGCAUGUGGGGAUUUGCUUGUGGAUUUAUUCAAUAUUUGUAGAUACUAUUACAAUUUAAAUUUUGUGUCACGUAUAACCGAAAAUAUAUUUGACCCAGUGUCAGUAGAGUAUAGGGGCACCUGUGUUCAAUGGACACAUUUCUUUCUCUUUAUUUUUCAAUUAUAUUAUUAUUUAAUUUAGUGGGGUUUUUUUUAUUAUUAUUUCAUUGUUUGUCUGGUUGUUGGUGACAGGGUGUGUUUGUUUAAAAGGAAACUAGAAGAUAUACUAGUAUUUGAUUCACAUAAAUUGAAUGCAACAUUAUAUACUUUUCCUUUGUUGUUUAUCAUUUAACGUCUCUUACGCUAAUCAGAUCAUAUUAAACAUAUUUAAAGAAAAACGC
This is a messenger RNA of Ruditapes philippinarum (Manila clam), 3995 nucleotides long. Its product is annotated as guanylate-binding protein 1-like. Gene Ontology annotation, molecular function: GTPase activity; GTP binding. The record is from RefSeq and is a predicted model, not a curated record. The coding region runs from base 323 to 2299 and encodes 658 amino acids. The transcript is spliced from 13 exons. Lineage: Eukaryota; Metazoa; Mollusca; Bivalvia; Venerida; Veneridae.